AUUACUGCAGCGCUGAGAUAACCAUUAUCUAUCUAUACACACAACAUACCCCCAAAAAUCCCUGCGUUUCCACUGCAUUUUGUCCCCUUCUCGCCCUAAGCUCAAUUCGAGUUGUUUGCGUGAGUUUUUGUCUGAUCAGCAGAGGAGUUUUCAGAUUUCAGGAAACAUGUUUGGAUUUUCGAGAAGAAGAAUGAAGCUUGGGAGAUUAAAGGUUCAACUCUCCGACACUGCACAGGGGACGAGAAGUCCGAUAAGGCCCACCAAGAGAUUUAAUAGUUCCAAUGGAGAAGGUGUUGCAGCUGCAAAUAGUGAAGCUGAUGAUCUGAAUUUCCAUUCUUCAUCUAAUGGGACAGAGCUUAACAACUGCGCUUCAGGUGGCUCUGAGAAUUGGAUGGUUCUUUCCAUCAGCGGAGAGAAGCCUACACCCCGGUUCAAUCAUGCAGCUGCAGUCAUAGGGAACAAGAUGGUCGUGGUUGGCGGUGAAUCUUCAAAUGGGCUGCUGGAAGAUGUCCAGGUACUCAGUUUUGACAGAUUUUCGUGGACUCCUGUUUCGUCAAAGCUAUACCUUUCUCCUACUAGCCUUCCUCUAAAAAUUCCAGCAUGCAAAGGCCACGCAUUGGUUCCUUGGGGCAAGAAAGUGCUUCUUAUUGGAGGGAAAACCGAAUCAGUGAGCGACAGAGUGUCAGUCUGGGCGUUUGACAUGGAAGCAGAAUGUUGGUCACUUAUUGAAGCGAAGGGAGACAUUCCGACUGCACGUAGUGGCCAUACAGUUGUCAGGGCAAACUCCGUUCUAAUUCUAUUUGGAGGCGAGGAUACAAAAAGGAGGAAGCUCAACGAUCUUCAUAUGUUUGAUCUAAAAUCUCUAACAUGGCUUCCUCUUCAUUGCACGGGCCCAAGACCAUGCUCAAGAUCAAAUCAUAUUGCUGCUCUUUAUAAUGACAAAAUACUCUUUGUUUUUGGUGGGGCAUCAAAAUCUAGAACCUUGAAUGACUUGUACUCUCUUGACUUUGAGGCGAUGGUAUGGACAAGAAUCAAAGUGCACGGAUUUCACCCAUCGCCUAGAGCUGGUUGUAGUGGAGCGCUCUGUGGAACAAAAUGGUACAUCACGGGUGGUGGUAGCAAGAAAAAAAGGCCUGCAGAGACCUUGAUAUUUGAUGUUUUGAAGUAUACUUGGUCAGUUGCUGUUGCAUCGCUUCCAUCUUCUAUCACUACGAACAAGGGUUUUAGUCUCGUUCUUGUGCAGCAUAAGGAACGAGAUUUCCUUGUUGCAUUUGGUGGUACAAAGAAAGAUCCAUCAAACCAGGUUGAGGUACUUAUCAUGGAAAAGGUUGAAUCAUCAAUGAUCCGAAGAUCGACUUUGAGUAAAGUUGCUGGAACCUUGUUGUCGGAGAACAACAACAACAAUAACUCAACAUUGUCAGCUCAACCAGGCAAUGCUUCUAUUAGUACCAAUUUUGAUACUGUCUCGAAACUUAAUUUGGCAUCAGCCAUCGAACAACAUGGAUCUGGUCGGAAAUCCCUAUCAGAAUCCUUACUUGUCGACCCAAACUCUGCCACUGGAAACGUCUCUCUUCGCAAACAAUUUUAUAACGAGGAGACUGCGGAGGUGACCACAACAAAGAGCUUAGAAGACAAAAAUUCAUUUCGGAUGAUGGAACAAGCCACAAAACCAUAUGACUCGGGUGCUGGAAAUGCAGAAGAAGCAUCUCCCAUUGCUGAAUCUGGUAAACUGAGUUUUGAUAAACAAGGAAGGGGAAGUUUAGGAUUAGAAGGCGAAGAACUCUUAUGCCAUGAAACAACAGAUUCAUCAGGUGUUUGCCAGACGCACGAGGCUAAACUAGCCAGCCUUUUAAGAAAGAACAGCAUUCUUGAAGGACAAUUGGCAGCUGCAAUAGCUGCUCGCGAAGCAGCUGAGAAGAACUCAUCGUCUGCCAACAAAAGUCGACAGGAGAUGGAGAAAAGAUUGGGAGACGCAAUGAAGGAAAUGGAGUUGCUUAAAGAGAAGCUAACCAGUAUUGAGUUGGCACAGGAGGAGGCUAACAGCCUCUCUAACAUCGUCCACUCUGACAACGUGAGGCUAGAGCAUGAUGUGGCUUUCCUCAAGGCUGUCUUGGAUGAUACACAAAAGGAACUACAUUCAACUAGAGGGGUCCUUGCUGGGGAGCGUGCAAGAGCAUUCCAGCUACAGGUCGAAGUAUUCCAUCUGAAACAGAGGUUACAGUCACUCGAGACUCGAGCACCAACACCUAGGAAACCUUAUCAGAUGUAGUAUGUAUGUAGGUUUUAAGGUUUAGGAUAUAAGUAUCUAUUUCUCCUACAUUUAUGCUUGUAAUAUCUGUUUAUUUUGGUACAUGGGUCAGAUUUGUCACACAUUGUAGUGUGUGUUUUCAACGAUGUAUAUAUUAUUCUGCCCAGCCUAAGAAUUUUCUAGAUUUUUGACA
Molecule: messenger RNA, 2441 nt
Organism: Salvia hispanica
Lineage: Eukaryota; Viridiplantae; Streptophyta; Magnoliopsida; Lamiales; Lamiaceae
Product: Galactose oxidase/kelch repeat superfamily protein
Molecular function (GO): protein binding
Source: RefSeq, a predicted model, not a curated record